GAUUCACUCAUGGCCCCAGUAUUUUAAAAAUGUCUACGGCCCUGGUUUCUAAGUAGUCCUUUUGAUUAAAGGAGCUUUCAGAUACCUCCUCUAUGAGCAAAAACGAAGGGCUUACUCAAAACAAUAAGAUUUAAAUUACAAUCUCAGUGGACACUUACAGUAGCCUACAGGACCACAAUGUCUGUGGCACUGUCUCAUGAAUGGUGUGGGUCUAUCAUUUAUCUUCCGUAGUGCUCAUUAUUACCCCUUGUUUUGUGUUUUUCCUCUUACACUAGGCCUCUUCCUCCAAAAGUCCCCUUUAAGAUUAGAGCUUUUAAUUAUGUGGUUGUGUAUUGUGGCUCCUAGCCAAUGAAAUAAAGCCUUCAUGCAAAUAAAGACAUCUCGGCUAGGGCUGCAUUAUCUCCAGCGCUGUUCGCCUUAUCUCUGGAUGUCCGAGUCUCUUGACAUAUAUGGAUAAACCCGUCACCCCGCCGCCUGACAAUACAGUCCCAAAAUAAUCUGAGAGCACAGCUGAGCCCUGCUAGGCGCUGCACGCUGCUGCUGCUCCGCCGCCUCCGACACCGCGCUGUGAGAGGAAACACCGCCGUGAAAUCUCUCAUCAGUAAUGACGAAAUUCAGCUAUUCUGAAUACUUAUCUCAGUUCCGUAACGCUGGAGGUAAAUGUAAUAAUGUUCAGACGCGACUGUGGGGAGAUAGGAGGAGAGGAGACGGUCAGGGCGACGUAACGUCAGAGCCGGAGGAUGUUGAGCCGGUGGUCUUUGCCAUCAGGAGAGGGGAUGUGGAGGCAGUUAAUGAUGCGGCAACAUCCGCUCCUCUCAGUCUGCUGAAGGAGAACAAAGAUGGGUGGAUACCUCUGCAUGAUGCUGCCUUCUGUGGACAGACAGAGUGCCUGAAGAUCCUUCUAAGGGCCCAUCCAGGUUCAGUAGACAAACGUACCUUGCAGGAGCAGACGGCCUUGCUGCUGGCUGUGUCUUGUGAACACUUGUCAUGUGUGCGUCGCCUUCUGGAGACAGGCGCCGACCCCGACAUCAGCAGCAAGAACAAAGAAACCCCUUUGUACAAAGCCUGUGAGUUGGAAAAUGUGGACAUGGUGAGCCUCUUACUGUCCUACGGGGCCACCGCGAACCAGCGGUGUGGUCAGGGUUGGACGGCCCUCCACGAGGCUGUGUCCAGGAACAACACGGAAAUCUGUGAGAUGCUAAUAAGAGCCGGAGCCGCAAUCAAUCCCCCAAACACCUACAGCAUCACGCCACUCAUUGUAGCAGCUCAGCAAGGACAGAUGAGGGCACUGUGCUACCUUAUUGAGAAAGGUGCAGAUGUGAACAUGCAGACAUGUGAUGGUGUCACAGCGCUGCAUGAGGCCAGUAAAAAUGGCCACAAGGAGAGCGUUGCAGUGCUGUUGACUAAAAACGCAGAUGCCAACAAACCCACUAACUCAGGACUGCUGCCACUGCACACUGCUUCCCAAUAUGGACACCAUGAGAUUGUGUCCCUCCUCGUCUCAGUCACAAGUCGAGCCCUGCUCCGCCACAGUUGUGUCAGCCCCCUCCACCUGGCAGCAGAGCACAACAGACACACUGUGGCAGCUGUGCUACUCAAGACAGGUGCGAAUGUAAACGCCACACUGGCCAACAGCCACUCCAUCCAGUAUGCUGAUAGGCGCGCGACAGCCCUCUACUUUGCAGUUGCCAAUGGCAGCAAAGAGACAGCAGAGGUGUUACUGAACGCUGGCGCGAGUCUAAACCUGGACCCAGUCAGUCCUCUGCUGAUGGCUGUGCGGCAGGGCUGCAUCAGCACUGUGUCAUUACUGCUGGAGAGAGGGGCUGACGUCAGCGCCAGAAUACCCUCUUAUCCUACUACGUUCCCUGCUGCCGUUGCACUCUGCAUGGAUAAUUUGGCUCUGCUCAAGUGCCUUUUGGACAAUGGCUGUGAUGCCCUCUCUUGUUUUACCUGUACAUAUGGCUGUGCCCCUCACCCAACGUCAGGAGGAUCCCACAUUAGAACUGUUGGCAGCAAUGGAUAUGUUUUGCAGAAUGACAGUAUGCUUCCUUUAAACUGCAGUGAGACGCCAGAGAGAGCUACACAGUUCUGUGAGUGGAUCUCAACGUCAGUCAUGUGUAAAUGGGCAGGACCGGUCAUAGACUUGCUGCUGGAGCAUGUUGGUCACGUUCAGCUGUGCAGCAAGCUCACUGAACUGCUGGACAGCCGAGAAGAGUGGCUCGCCGUGAAGAGGAAGUCAUUGUCACCUCGUCCACUCCUGCACCUUUGCAGAUUCAGGAUUCGAGCCCAAAUGGGGGGAAACAGACUCUCACAGAAAUCUCUCACAAGUCUACCUCUGCCGGACAGACUGAUCCGAUACCUGAGCCACGCUGACUGACUUUAAAAUGAACUUCAAGUAAUAUAAGCAUCAGAGAUGUGACUAAAUUUAUCAUAAUGUGUUUCUUUUUUAGCCGCAUCUGUAAAUGCAAUUCUCUAUGUAUAAAAUAUCUAUUUAUAACAUG
Messenger RNA from Epinephelus moara (kelp grouper), 2501 nucleotides. Its product is annotated as ankyrin repeat and SOCS box protein 2-like. The coding region runs from base 605 to 2377 and encodes 590 amino acids. Gene Ontology annotation, molecular function: protein binding. NCBI's taxonomy places the organism in Eukaryota, Metazoa, Chordata, Actinopteri, Perciformes, Serranidae. Gene Ontology annotation, biological process: intracellular signal transduction. Gene Ontology annotation, cellular component: cytoplasm; nucleus. The transcript is spliced from 8 exons. The record is from RefSeq and is a predicted model, not a curated record.